AUGCCGAAUGAUAUAGCAAGACCGGAGAAGAAAGAGGAUUAUAAUAAAUUUACGGUCGGAUGUGUUCACAUUAGUCAUGUUGACUUAUACGUUAUUGGUCCUCGCGGAUUGGUAAUCGAGGAAGCUUUGAAGAACAACGGAAAAUAUGUUGAAACUAAUUUGGUGAAGGUUACUCUUUCAAAGUGGAAUUCGAAAUGGGUGAUGUUAAAAGGAUGGAAAGGGUUAAUUUGGUCCAGAUUCGAAGUUUUUCUUGCAAAUCAAGCUCAUAUGCUGGUCAAUGGAUUCGAUGUUUCUGAACAUGAAGUGGUACAGUUUGAAGUUACCACAAAUGGCAUCAUUUGGGUUCUUUUUAAAUCGAAUGUAUUGGCGCGAGGGCAUUUGGAAUUUUGGAAGAGACAUUGGAAGUUUACUGCAAUGAUGCCGAAUGAGAAUCUAAUUGUAACCGUCGAACAUGAUUUGGUCGCCAUCAUGGAGGAAGUUCCCGGUGGAGUCGAUGUCGCCCGGUUUUCAGUAUCACCAGAUGGACAGAAUCUCAUACUUAAGAUUCGUGGACAAGAUCGUAUUCCUUGUGUGAAUCCGGAAGAUCGGAAAGUUAAGAAGCACUUCAUUCGAUAUGAAUCAAUGUUGAUAGAAAAAAUCGAGAAGUUUGAUUACCCUCUUCCGCCCAAAGGUGUUCGGCAUGAAGAUGUGAUCAAUAAAUUAUGGUCCCUCACAUGUAUGGAUGCUUAUUUUAUGGCGCAAUUUCUCGAAACGGAUGAAUUGCGAAUGGAGAUUCUUAAUGAUCUAGGUGUUUUAAACUACAUAUCGAAACAAUCGCAAGGGAAAUUUUUCACAAAUGAUCCUGAAAAUGAUUAUUCCCAGUGGUCCUACAAUGCCCCAGUUAGGGAAGCGGUCUUGAAAAGAUUCGAAGAACUUGAAGCAGAGUAUCGAUAUGAAAUUGAAGACGACGAACUUGACGACCCAUUGACCAAAUAUCGUAGAAAUGAUGUAUUAAUAGGCACUGUGGCCCAAUCGAUUAUGACUAACUUGAAUCAAAUUCUUCAUCCAGAUUGCAACGACUUCAACCGCGAAGCAUUUCGAUUGUUUUACCUUUGUAUUGGAAGAAUCGAGGAAAUGAUGACAACUCAGACGGUUAAACCUUCACGUAAACCGUUAGAACGACUAGGUGUUGUUCCUCGUUUUCGCGUCGAAAAUAUUCCUCAUUUAUAUUCGGAACAAAUCAAAUCAGGAGUGAGAAUCAAAAAAAUGUUCAAAUUAGAUGCGAAGAUCAAAUUCACAAUGGGAAAUAAGAAACAGAGUUUUUCAACGAAUCGCGAAUUAAUAGCAAUUCAAUAUCCAGCAUUUGUUGAAUACAUUAAUGAUGACGAAAUUCUUGAUUUGGAUGAGCUUACACUGAAAAUAACGCAAAAGGAUUUGAAUUUAACAUCAAUCACUCGUCAAAUUCUCUAUAAUUUCAUUUUUCAUAGUGGAAAAACCAAAAUUGCUAUUCCAUCUGCGGAUAUUUCUCAAUAUAACACAGUUCUCGGCGCUGUUGGGCUUAGAGUUGUUCCAUUUAGUUCGUUGGCGAAUAACUCGAAGGAAUGUUAUGCGGAAUUGAUUCAAUGCAGUGGAAUUUUCGAUAGUGAGAACACUCUAACUGCUGAUAAGAUUUCGCUCAUCAGUGUUCAUGGAGUAGAAACUGCUGUUCACAAAAAUUUUCUCGCACUUCAUUGUGGCUCGUUUUUAGAACUUAUGAUGCAAAGAUCGACGUCUACUGGUGAAUGUAGAAAAAUACGUGUUCCUUAUUCGGAGAGGGUUAUUCGAGCCGCUUUGGAUGCUGUUCGAAAUCCAAUGACAUUGUAUAAAAUGAAGAUUUCUCACAUUCUUUCAUUAAUCAACUUUUUCUUCUAUGCAUUGAUGAAUCCUAUUAUAGAAGAUUGUUUUGAUGUUAUCUUCGACAAAGUUACUCGUCUCGAUAUGCCAGUUCUUUACGACUUGUACAAAGUUCCCCAAUAUGAGAAUCUGAUUGUUUCGAGAUUAAGAAAAGAACCUCACAGAUUGUUUUUCGCACCUCAUACACAUUUACUGCCAUUAAAAUUAAUCCGAGAUUUCUUGAACGCCACAAUGACCAACCAGCCGUCGGCGGCCGAUACGCGAUUCGAUGCGGAAAUCAAAAAGCGUCUGGAUCAGUUCGAACAAUCCGGUGAUUUCACACUCGAGCUUCCCCCAAUGGAUCGAGAAAAAAGAAAAAGAGUUCACGAGCUAGCAAGGCGAAUGAAUUUAGGAACGAAAAGUGUUGGUAAUGAGCCGAAUCGUCGUAUUGUGAUUUCGCGUAAAACACAGUCGUUCACGAGAGCUAUUACCGCAUCAACAACACCAAUUAUUUUAAAUGAAUCCACAGUUGAUUCGGUGAACAAAUUUAUCGAAAAAUAUCCGAUUAGUCAAAAAAAUGUACACGACUUUAUCUCUCAACGAACUGCAAAUGAGACAUUCUCGAAGAAUCGACCGGGAAUCAAGAAUCGACCAUUGAUCCCGCCACCAUCAAAAUGCACGAAUGAGUCGAUAAAUGUGAAACGACGUGAAUUGCCGUCAUUCCGAUACAAGCAUAGAGUUAUCGACUCGAUCAACAGGAAUUGCGUGAUAAUUGUUAGUGGUGGGACAGGAUGCGGAAAAACCACACAGGUUCCACAGUUUAUUCUCGAAGACGCCUGUGAGAAAAAUUAUCCGGUAAAGAUCAUGUGCACACAACCGAGACGACUUGCCGCGAUAUCGAUUUCCGAACGAGUGAGUCGAGAACGCGGGGAGAAACUCGGAGAAACGGUUGGAUACCAUAUUCGAUUGGAGCAGAAAACAUCCGAUUCCACUGUUCUCACGUAUUGCACAAGCGGGGUACUCUUGAGGAAACUCUCCGCAGAUCCGAUGGCAAAUGGAAUUACGCACAUCAUUUUGGAUGAAAUUCACGAGCGAGAAACGAAUACCGAUUAUCUGCUGAUUGCCUUAAAGCAGGCUUUAAGGUUUCGGAGGGAUCUCAAGAUCAUUCUGAUGUCAGCGACAAUUGAAGGAAACAUGAAUUUAUUCGAAACAUAUUUCCAUGAGAAAUAUGUCGACGUAAUUCGAAUCGAAUCAAAACUUUUCGAUGUCCACAAGUUUUUCCUCGACGAAGUAUUGGCGAUGAUCGGCUAUGAGCCGCCUGAAUCAAUAUUCGGCGUAUUCGGCGGGAAUGAGAAUGACAACUUCCCCUCAAUGGAUGUUUGGGAUUCGUGGGGUUCGACGAACAACGGUGCUGGUCACCAACAAAUGAUGCGACACGCAAAUACAAUGCCGAAUUUGAAGGAAGCGUGGCAUGACCGGUCGCCGCCUCAAUAUUACCAGAGAGUUGAUCAAAGGAACCCGUCGCAUUAUUACAAUCAUCCACCGCCCACUCAUCCACCAAAUAACGGUUAUCAGUUGCUAACGCACACUUAUAAUAAUGGGCGAAAUUGUGUGGUGAAUGAGAAUGGCGAAUGGGUGAGUGGUAUAUAUCAGACGUCUGAUGGAGAUGUGAUAUCGGAGAAUGAAAUGAAUGAUUACAUGGAUUUGAUAGUUGACGGAAACGAAAUACGCCCGAUUGUUCCGGAUUUUCAACCGAAGCAACCACCGCCGCUAACACCGCACAAUUCCUAUGGGAAUGGAACCUAUGGUGUGCCAGGACCUUCGCAUCAGAAUUUCCAGAAUCCGCCGCAAUCGUUCUAUACGCCGAAUAAUGUGCCACCUUCACACCCGAUCCCACCUCAACAAUCAUUUUCGGCAAUUAGCACUGAUGCGUUUGGAGCUCAAAUGAGGCGUGAAAGAAACACCGAGCAAUUAAUGAGACACGAUUUGGCGAAUGCUUUGCCAAAUCGGCCGCCAUUCUUUGUGCCGGAUGUUAUGAAUCAGCUGCGACAUGUCAAUUUUCCACAAUUGGCAUUAGAACAGAAAUAUCUUGCGUGCGGUGGAAGUCAGUACGAUGAAAGCGUUGAUUAUCACCUGGUCAGCGAAACAAUUCGAUAUUGUGCCGACAGUCCGAUUAUUGGUGCGAUUCUCGUGUUUUUGCCCGGAUUUGAUGAUAUAAACAAAGUUCGCGAAGAGAUGGAAAGUUGGAAAUGCAGUUUGACGAACUACUCGAUGGUUGAGGUUAUUUGCUUGCACUCACAGAUGAAUUCUUUUGAUCAGAAUGAGGUGUUCAAACCAGUUGCGAGAUCCGUUCGAAAGAUUAUUUUGUCGACGAACAUCGCUGAAGCUUCGCUUACCAUUGAAGACGUUAUUUUUGUGAUCGACACCGGAAAAGUCAAGGAGAAAGUCUAUCGACAUGACACAAAAUUCAGUCAGCUCAAAGUCGCAACGAUCGCGAAAAGCAACGCCGAACAACGCGCUGGUCGCGCUGGACGUGUUGCCAGUGGAUACUGUUUCAGACUGUUCAGUCAACGACAGUACAAUGAGAUGGCUGAGACGCAGGUGGCUGAAAUGAGACGAGCAGCGAUAUACGAUGUGUGUCUUCAUGCGAAACUCUUUGCUCCUAAGGAUAUGCGAGUUGCCGACUUUCUCACAAUGGCUCCCGAGCCACCGACACGAGAAUCGAUUGAGCAAAGCAUGGACUUUCUUGAGAAAUUGGGAGCUUUGUAUUCUGAGAGUAAAGUGUCAGAAUCACUUCCAGAAGGUGAUUUUGACGAUGUUGAUCCCGAACUCACCGAGCUUGGAAGAAUCAUGGCUCAAAUGCCGCUCGAUCCUCAACUAGCCCGCUUAAUCAUAUUCGGACUCGCUUUGAAGUGUCUUAAGCCGAUUGUAAAUCUUGUCGCAUUAUUGUCAUACAGAGAUCCAUAUGUCAUUACAACCGCCACAGAUCGCGAAUUAAUGAAUAAGAAUCGAGACAAAAUCGCGAGACGCGAUUUUUCCGAUCAUUUGGUGUUUAUCAAGUUGAUCGACGAGUUCAGCAAUUUGCCAUCUCGUGACACUUUCGCUUAUUGUCGUGCUAAUUAUCUCAAUGCGAGCACCAUGCGAAUGAUCGUCGGUGUUCGCAAACAGAUUCUCAACGAACUCGCGAGAGUUCGGCUCAUCGAGUAUGAUCGUGACGUGAUGUCAGCACUCAGCAAUUAUGAAUACAACAAGUAUGCAGAGUGCUGGCCGGUGGUACAGGCCGCGAUUUCGGCGGGCUGCUAUCCGUCUGUCGGUGUUAGCAUCGGUAAUUCGGCGAAGCUCAAGAAAAUCCAAACUCACGCUGAAAAACCUUCGACACUGCAUCCAUCAACGGUCAUCAAACGUCAGACUAAUAUAAAAGCCCGAAGCGUCGAUGAUGAGCCGGAACUUCAGUUUGUUGUCUAUCAAGAAAUGUCAAUGAUCGAUGGAGGACUCGUGCUUCGAACGGUUUCCGUUGUUCCGCCAGUUUGCAUUCUUCUAUUCACUGGCUGCAUUCAAAUGAAAAUGUCGGUUAUCACCGAGUACGCAUUAUAUGAAGGGGCAAAUGAGGAUAUCUUAAACAGACCUCAAUUUGGAAGUAUAGAUGCGUAUGAAAUUGAACCUUGGUAUGCAGUGCGAGGAAAAAGAGAGGUAAGCGAGUAG
Molecule: messenger RNA, 5553 nt
Organism: Caenorhabditis bovis
Lineage: Eukaryota; Metazoa; Nematoda; Chromadorea; Rhabditida; Rhabditidae
Source: the annotation of a GenBank genome assembly